UUAAAGAGAUCCGACAAGAAUUUGAGAGAUUAGAAUUUGAAUUUGAAGUUUUUAGCCAGAAGAGAAAGUUAGGAUUUUAUCUUUUAUAUUUAUUUAUAAAUAGGUCCCAUUAUUUUUAAUAUAUUAUUAUGAUUUUUUUUAAUUUUUAAAUAAUAAAAAGACGGGUCAUUUCUCAAAUUGAGAACUCAACGAGGCUUACCAGCCAAAAUUUCUCGGCGGAAAUAAGGAGAAUAGUGUUAUUACGUCAACAUGAGUUUUCCCUUUGCCCUUUUUGACAAAUUGGAAUCAUCUGCAUUAAGAAGGAUUGCUCUCUUGUAAGCUGUGUAUACGUUGUUCCUAAUGGCGGCCGUUUCAACUCACUCCACUGCAUUCAACACUCUCAAUAGAAGACCCUCCAUUUCUCUAAAUUCCUCUAUUCCCCAUCUCCAACUUGUUCGAUUUUCAACUUUCAAACCACAUUUUGCGCAUUUAAAUCCCCAAACAGUUGUAGUUUCUGCCAUCAGUGCUGAUGGACAACAUGCAGAAGAUCACUCUGUCACAACUUUCGACUCAUCCCCCAGACAAAAGGUGAGGCGCCAUACUAUUCAAGUGUUUGUUGGUGAUGAAAGUGGAAUGAUCAAUCGUAUUGCUGGAGUCUUUGCUCGAAGAGGAUAUAAUAUUGAAUCUCUUGCUGUUGGUCUAAACAAGGACAAGGCUCUUUUUACUAUAGUGGUUUCUGGAACUGAAAGGGUGUUACAGCAAGUCACGGAACAGUUACAAAAACUCGUAAAUGUGAUCAAGGUUGAAGAUUUAUCCAAGGAGCCACAAGUUGAACGUGAACUAAUGCUUAUAAAAAUCAGUGCAGAUCCAAAAUACCGCGCGGAGGUUAAGUGGUUGGUGGACGUUUUCAGGGCAAAAAUUGUGGAUAUCUCUGAUCAUUUACUGACUAUUGAGGUUACAGGAGAUCCAGGGAAGAUGGUGGCUGUUCAGAGAAACUUAAGUAAAUUUGGAAUUAGAGAAAUUGCUCGUACGGGGAAGAUUGCCUUGAGAAGGGAGAAGAUGGGGGAAUUUGCUCCUUUUUGGCGGUUUUCAGCAGCAUCAUACCCAGAUCUUGAAGUUGCGAUGUCCGUUAAUACUGUUUCGCGGACAACCAAAAAGACUCCUAAUGGAGAAUCUAUGUCCAUGGCUGAGGGAGAUGUUUAUCCAGUCGAGACAGAUGACAACUCUGAAAUCAAUCAAGUUCUUGAUGCUCACUGGGGUGUUCUCAAUGAUGAAGAUACAAGUGGGCUCCGCUCACACACUUUGUCAAUGCUUGUGAAUGACUCUCCUGGAGUUCUCAACAUAGUCACCGGAGUUUUUGCUCGACGUGGCUAUAACAUCCAAAGUUUAGCUGUUGGACAUGCUGAAGUUGAGGGGCUUUCUCGUAUUACAACAGUUGUUCCUGGUACAGAUGAGUCAGUUACUAAGUUGGUGCAGCAACUGUAUAAGUUGGUUGAUAUUCAUGAGGUUUGGUCAGAACUAGUAAAUGACAGAUGAAGGAAUCCGCUGAAGCUCGAAUCAACACGUGCAAGCACAACUACCAUAUCUAGAGGAGCUGAAAAUUUUGAGAAUGGAUUGCUGGGAAGGUGUGUGGUGGGCAGCUUCAGCUAAGAUCUGGAAGAGAAAUCAAUGCUAGCAGAUAUCUGAGAGUGGUCUUUUAGUACUUGGAAGAAUGCCUUUGGGAUUAACAUGUAUGAGAUGGGUGGCUGCCUUUGUCUAUUCGAGUUUCCAAAUAAAUAUAUGGUGGCACACAUCUUGCAGGGGAGUGGUGGUGGAAGCAAGUGAAGAUUCAUCUGGAAUGGUGGUCACCAACUGCCGGUUGCUGCUUAUCUAGUCAACGAAAAACUUCAACAUUUAUAAGAUCUAUGGGUAUCCCACUCCAUCUCUAGACGAAAAAAAAAUCUUCAAAGCCAGCGGAGGAUGGCUGGAAACAGAUGGGGCGACCUCAUUAAAAACCAUCUAAAAUGGAGAGAAUAAAGACCCAGGGAGAUGGAGAAGGAGCAAUCUAAUUGACGAACUGAUGAUUGAUGGAGAGAUCUGUGAAGACAAGGGAGAAAUAAAAAAUGAAAUCUUGAGAUUUUAUCAAGCACUGUACAGGGAGGACGGACAGUGAAGGCCCAAAGCGUGCUUUGAAAAUCUAAACAACCACUCAGGAAGAGAAAAACUAGCUAGAAAGAAACCUUGACGACGAAGGGGUAAACGCAGUCAUCAACUCUUGUGCCCCAGACAAGAGUCAAUGGCCUUCUAUCUAAGUGCAUGGGAUUUCAUCAAGGAUGAUGUUAUGGGAGUUCUCAGCCACUUUCAUUAGCAUUGCCACAUGGUCAAAUCCAACAAUGCCUCAUUCAUAGCUACAACAACAACAACAACAUACCCAGUGUAUUCCCACAUUGGGGGCCUCCUUCAUAGCUCUUAUACCAAAAAGAAAGGUUGCAUUGCACCUUAGAGACUUUCAGGCCCAUAAGUCUCAUAGGGAGUGUGUAUAAGAUCCUGGCCAAAAUAUUAGCUAAGAGGCUCAAAACAGUAAUCUGGAAACUAGUGUCAGGGGAGUAAAAUGCCUUCCUUAAGAAUAGGCAGAUCGUUGAUUCUUCUUUAAUUGCUAAUGAAAUGCUAGGUGGCAGACAAAAAUAAGGAGUUCCUAGGACUUUAUGCAAGCAGAUGUAGAAAGCUUUUGAUAAAGUUGGAACUACCUGCUAGAUAUGCUGAAGCAAAUUGGUUUAGGUGAGAGAUGAAUCAAAUGGAUCAAAUAUCGUCUCUCUACUGUAAAAUACUCCAUUCUGGCGAACAGAGAACCAACCGUUUUUUUCUCCCCUUAAAAAGGAAUUAGACAAAGGGAUCUUCUUUCCCUUCUCUUAUUCAUUUUAGCCAUAGAGGGGUUGAGCAAGAUGUUCGACAAAGCCAAAGCAAAUCAGAUUGAGAGCUUCAAGGUGGAAAAUGGCCCGCACUUCCAUCUCCAUCUCCAUCUUCCACUGUCAUGACCCAAAAACUAAGGGUCAUGAUAGCACUUGUUGCGUCAAGCCUUGACAAGUAAGCCUAUCACCCAAACUGAUAUGAAAAGGGAACAACAACACCAAAACCCAAGGUAAGGCUUCUAGAGCGAAGCCGAACCACACAUAUACAAUAAUAGCGGAAAAAUACAUGACAAAGAUACCAUAAAUCUCCCAAAAUCCGGUGUCACCGUGUAAGAACCAAGUAAAUACAUCUCGAAGUCAAAAUACACAAUUGAUAGUCCAAAAGGAACAUAAUCUGUUUCUGAAUACGAAAGCAAGACAUAAACUAAACAAGAUGAGGUAGCAGAUCAACUCUGAAAGCAUAGACCGACCGCUACCUCGAAAAAUACUCCAAACACCGCCCGAAUCAACUACCGUGCGGCGCUCUCGUACUAGGAUCUGCACCGAAAGUCCGUAGUAGGGAAGAAUACGAUCCACUUGUACUCAGUAGGUAUCAUAGGACUGAGCAAAGUAGAAAAUAAAGUAUAUAGAAUACACUCUUUUGGCACUUCACCUGCAAUCGGAAAAUGUCCCAACGGUAGCCCACACCGUCUCCACUGACAAUUCUACAAAUAUACACCUAUACCAAAUACAAGUAUGAGAAAUAAGCACAAAUAGAUAGAUAUCAAUUCAAGGACGAAAUACAACAUAGAAUGUGCACAAUGUAUAAGAAUGCCAUGAAGAUGAUGAUAAUGAUAAUGAUGAUGUGAUGCACGAAGUUGUCGCACAACCUCCGUAUACACCUACAGACCUGUGCUCCCGAGGUAGGACCCAUGGGGGGUUCGUCAACCGAUAUACAAUCCAAUAACCAAUACCAAUCUAAUAUCCAUAACUUCUCUUCGGCACAUACAUCGACAGAGGGUUUUUAUAGAUGUCACAUUUUCUGUCAGAAAAGCCAGUACGCCCCAGUGGUACCAAUGUUUCAUGAAUGUAUAUAAUAUGAGGAUGUAAUGCUCACAACUAACCAGAAUAAGAAUUACCAAAUCCAACAAAUAUACCAACCAUGUGAGUCACAAAUCCACUCAAUAAGCCAACCAUCCAUGAUCCUAUAUAGUCCAUAAACCAAUAAAGUAAGAUAUACAAUAAUAUGCCAUUUGAUACCACAUAAAUACCAACUUGGACAUCUUCCCACCAAGAAGAAGAACACCCAAUACAUAAAUACCAGGCGAAUAACAUCAUAUAAGACUUGACACGGUCACAUAUAGUAAAUAAUGUCUUAAAACCAUCAAAUAACAAUAACAUAGGCCCCCACACGGGCACAAAACAAUAAUAAAGCCAUUUUCAUGAUUAGUUUCCACAACCCAUAAUAUGCUUUUAUAUCAGUAUUAACUAUCUAGCCCAGUCUGAAGAAAGUUAAGCCAUAAUCUUUCUCGAAUGAAGAAAAUCGGGUUCGACAGCCUUCAACACGUAGCUUUCCCCUCACGAACAGACUCAGGAUCAACUAAAACAUACAAAUAUAAAAUCUAUGCAUCAAAAGUAAGCCAACGUCACCCAUAUUGCCCAUUUUGGAGUUGGGGUCAAGAUGGACCCUCAAAAUGGAUUUUCAAAAAGGAAGGAUAAAAUCAGAAUUUUAGUUCAAAAAUAUACUACCCAUGAUUAACGGAAUCCAUAAAAGAAAACCUAAGUAAAAACAGAUUGAAAUUGGGGUUUAAAUCGAAGAACUACUAGUUUAGGCCUUCCGGGCAAAAAUCUCCAAAUUUCACUUUUAAAAAUGAGUUUUAACAAGCUUUAAAUGACAAGAAUCUAAGAAAAUAAUUGAAAUAGUGAUUUGGUGCUUACCCAAGCUUGAAAAUGGAAGAAAUCGCCCGAAAACUCAAACCCAAAGCUCCAAGAGUCAAAGAUGGUGAAAAAUCGAGAAAAAAAGGGUAUUUAAACCACCCAGGCAUUGCUUAAGCAAGCGACCAAGUGUCGCUUUCACGAUACCCGUCUAGUUUGCCAAUGUUGCAUGAGUGACCCGGAUGCUGCUUAAGCGGCAAUCGUGUACGUGAUGGGGGGACUCGCUUACGCGAUACCACUUGCUGGCAGCCUGGUCGCUUAAGAGACCAGCUUGCUGCGAUCGCGAGCUCCGCUUAAGCGACCAAAAUGUCGCUUAAGCGGAUGCACUAGCUGAGUAGUGCAUCACCUGAAGACUUGGAAAAUUUCAAGGCUCCGCGGACCACUCGGGAUUCAUCCGAAAUUUCGAGAAUGCAAACGGACUAUGCUACCCUAUCAAAUUCGACACUCGAACUCAAUGGCGAUAUCAGAUUUUCGAAAAAACGUCAUUUUUACCAAAUUGACCUCUGAAAUUCAAUUUCACAACUUUCCGAAUCGAGGGUCCAAAUGAGAUACAAAAGUUGUAAAACAACACUAACCAUGUUACCAAUCUAAAAUCGACGUUGCGGAUUUGCUAGCGCAGUACGUUUUGCCAUCCGAUGCACAUAACAACAAAUGUUGACCGAAGUUAACUAUAAAGCCUUUUAACUACCAAAAACCACAAACUCGCACAAAUCACAUCGAAAUGCAUUUGGAACCGUGCCAAUCAUCCCCACACCCUACCCCAGAAAUACCACAAAGCAACCACAGGGAGGGGUAAAAUGAUCAAAUCAUAGAGAAAAGAAUAAUUCACAAAGCUCACCAAAAAUCAAGUCAUUACACCUGCUUAUAAUAUGCCGAUGAUACCCUAAUCUUUUGUAGGGAAGAAACUCUCCAAGUUCUAUAUCUCAAUCUAACUCUCAUGUUAUUUGAAGCUGUCUCUGCACUACGUAUUAACAUGAUGAGGAGCAAGAUCUACCCUGUGAAUGAAGUCGCAGAUUUGAAUACCCUGGCAGGAAUUUUGGGGUGUGACACAAGCUCUUUCCACUCUACUUAUUUAGGUCUCCCUUUGGUUGCAAAGUACAAAGCACCUGAGAUAUGGAAUUGAGUGGUGGAGAAGGUGGAGAGGAGACUGGCAAACUGGAACAUGCAAUAUCUAUCUGUGGGAGGAAGGCUGACCCUAAUCAAUAGUGUACUGGGACAUCAUACCUACCUACAUCAUGUCCCUCAUCCCAAUGCCAUCUGAGGUGAAAGAACAACUAGAUGGUCUAAGAAGGCAUUCCUAUGGGAAGGAAACAGUGAAGAGCAUAAAUUUCACCUUGUGAAAUGGGAUAAGGUCAUACUGCCAAAGGAACAGGGAGGUCAUGGUAUUAGGGACCUUAGCAAACACAACGAUAGCCUGUUUGAGGUGGUGGUGGAGGUACAACCAAGGAGACACAUGCCUAUGGAAGGAACUGGUGAAUGCAAAAUAUGACAACUUGGUAGAUUGGUGCACCCCAAAUAGAAUACAGCAACUCAUGGUGUCGGCCGUUGGAAUAUCAACAAUCUCCUGGAUGAUUUCUUCAAGGAAAUAUUCUCUAAGGUUGGAAAUGGCUCCAAGGUCAAGUUCUGGAAAGACAAGUGGAUGAUCAAUCAACCCCUCAAAGACUCUCACCACAGGAUAUUCCUUUUAACUAUAGGAACUCCUUUGUAGCUGAUAACACGGACGACAACACAUGAGAUAUCCAUCUAAGAAGAAAUUUGCAAGAUUGGGAAUUGGAGGAACUCACUGAUCUAUACAGGUUACUGACAGAUUACUCAAUGAAUCCUCAGCUACUUAAGUUGUGUGUGUGUGGAUGGGGUGGGGGCUCAAAGACUGGCAUCUUCACAGUGAAAACAUGCUUCAAUCACUUUAAUGUAACAGAUGGAGUGACAACACCUUGGCCUGAAAGCUGGUCCGGAAUACCAAACUCCCCACCUAAGUUAAAGGUUUCCUUUGGACAACCCUUCAUAAUGCCAUCUUAACCGAGGACAAUCUAAGAAAGUGAGGCAUUUCUGUGGUGAACAAGUAUUCUAUGUGCCAAAACAACUUAGUGACUAUAAACCACUUGCUAUUGCAUUGCCCUAUUGUUGCUGACCUUUGGACUAUGUUUUUGACAAUUUUUGGAAUUAGCUGGAGCUGGACAGCCCACCUCAACCUAAAACAAGCAGUUGAAAGUUGGAGUUCAUGGAAAGUGGACAAGACCAUCAAAAAAGAUCGGGUAGAUGAUCCCAGCUUGCAUAUGUUUGUGUUUAUUGACAGAAAGGAACAAAAGAUGUGUGGAAGAGACUUCAACUCCCAACUACUCUCUUAGAUCUAAGUGUUUGUUGAAUCUUUAUAGUUGGAGCAACCUUUCCCCUUUAAAUGAUAAUAUCCCCCUUCUAAAUUUUAUCAUUUCACCCUCUCAGUGGCUUAGCAGCCUUGAGCUUUUUGCUUUUGGUUCUUAACUCCCAGCUCUUAAUUGGUUUUUGCAGUGUUUGGAGUAAUGACUUUUGAUUUGUAAUCUUUCUUGCAUCUCCUUGAUGCUUUUUUGUUACAACAACUUAUUUUAUGCAAAAAAAAAAGGUAUUUACAAGAUGAUCUCUAAGAUCUUCAUUAAAAGACUUGAGAAAGUUAUACAUAAAUUGGUAUAUUCAUAGCAGAUGACAUUCAUAAAGGGAAGACAAGUUACAUAUGUUGUACUGAUGGCUGAUAGAUGCAUAGACUUUAGAUAGAAUGAAACACAAUCAAGCAUCAUGUGCAAGUUACACAUUGAGAAAACCUAUGUCCAUGUCAACUGAAAGUUUUUGUUGGGAAUAUUGCUUAAGAGGGGUUUGGAAGCAAAUGGAUGAAAUUUCUCAUAAGCACUGCAAAAUUGUAGGAAA
Molecule: messenger RNA, 7679 nt
Organism: Capsicum annuum
Lineage: Eukaryota; Viridiplantae; Streptophyta; Magnoliopsida; Solanales; Solanaceae
Product: acetolactate synthase small subunit 1, chloroplastic
Exons: 10
Coding region: 340-1515 (391 amino acids)
Biological process (GO): L-valine biosynthetic process
Cellular component (GO): cytosol
Molecular function (GO): acetolactate synthase regulator activity; acetolactate synthase activity
Source: RefSeq, a predicted model, not a curated record